Messenger RNA from Sesamum indicum (sesame), 972 nucleotides. The record is from RefSeq and is a predicted model, not a curated record. NCBI's taxonomy places the organism in Eukaryota, Viridiplantae, Streptophyta, Magnoliopsida, Lamiales, Pedaliaceae.
AACAUCUUCUCUCUCUUCACUUUCUCUCUCUACACCCUCCUGUAUCUAUAUGUGUAUCUAUCUGUUUCCAACCUGCAUUCUAUAUAUCACAUCCCAAUCUCCAUUCCUGAUUCCUCCCCAUCUAUAUACCCAACCAACUCACACAAAUUCAGACCAGUGAAUGAUGCCUUCCUCUCUUCAGCUUCACAGAAUCAAUCCCUUAAACCACACCGGCUGCGCCGCCGCCGUCGGUUUGCACCAGAAACACUCUAAGCCGACGUGGGUCUGUCCGGUUUCCGGCGAGGUGCCGGAGAAUGUACUCCACCACCACACCCACGCGGUGUUGGCCACCCAGUGCUGCUCGGCGGUGGUACGGGCGAUCGAGGCACCCAUAGACACUGUCUGGUCGGUGGUGCGACGCUUCGACACGCCACAGGCGUACAAGCACUUCCUGAAGAGCUGCCACGUCAUCGUGGGCGACGGCGACGUGGGCACUCUCCGGGAGGUGCGCGUUGUCUCGGGCCUGCCGGCGGAGUCGAGCACGGAGAGGCUUGAAAUCUUGGACGACGAGAAGCACGUGAUGAGUUUCAGCGUGGUGGGUGGCGAUCACCGACUGCAUAACUACCGCUCCGUCACCACUCUCCAUGCAGCGCCACCGCCUCCGAGCGGUGGCGGCGGGACGGUGGUGGUGGAGUCGUAUGUGGUGGAUAUACCACAAGGGAAUACGAGAGAUGAAACCUGCGCGUUUGUGGAUACAAUCGUGAAGUGCAAUCUGCAAUCGCUGGCUCAGAUCGCUGAGAAUUUGGCCAAGAAAGAGAGUAAAUGAUCUCAACUUAUUUUAUGUAUUUCUUGGUUGGAUUUUAUUUAUUUUAUUUUUUCAUCUUUUUUCAUGAUGAACAGUCGAUUUUAAUUUCUUUGUAGAUCAUGGAUAUGAUGAUAUAGGGUUUAAUCAUAGAUUUUCUGAAAUAUAUGGGCUUGAUUUUAUAUUUUCAA